Molecule: messenger RNA, 1764 nt
Organism: Hymenoscyphus albidus
Lineage: Eukaryota; Fungi; Ascomycota; Leotiomycetes; Helotiales; Helotiaceae
Source: the annotation of a GenBank genome assembly
ACAAACACCGUACCUCCACUGCUGCGAAAGAAUGAACAAGGGAGCGAAGAACUUGUGGAUACGGACUUCUCCGACAACAACGCUCUUCAAGUCAUUCCAGUAGAGCAUAUCGAGAAGUUGAGCUAUGCGAAACCAGAUACUAGCGCCAAAUUUGACGAAUCGGGCGAGAACAGCCCACAAGAUGAAAGAUUUGACAAUUCAUCAUGCUCUACCAAUGAGGUGGCAGUUCUUAUGCUCACUUCGGGAAGUACUGGCAACUCCAAGGCAGUUUGCUUGACUCAUAAGCAGAUAUAUGCUGCUCUCAGAGGAAAACUAUCCGCAAUGCCGCUUGCACCAGGAACUGCCAUUUUCAACUGGAUUGCACUCGACCAGUGAGUCAUAGAUUAUGAAUUUACUCUUCCUCGCCAGUUUUACAAAUACUAACGUCACGUGCCUUUAAAGGGUUGCAAGUUUGGUUGAGAUACACUUGUGCGCAAUUUUCGCCGGCCUUGAUCAAGUCCAUGCUCCAGCCGUUGAGAUGAUUGGGAACCCUCUAUCCUUCCUUCGUCUGUUAUCUAAGCACAAUGUUUGACGGACCUUUGCGCCAAAUUUCUUCCUAUACAAGCUUCAGAGUGUUCUGGAGACAGCUUCUGCCAAGGAAGUUGAGGGAAUCGAUCUUUCUAAGCGUCAAUGUUUAGCCUCUGGGGGAGAAGCAAACAGUAUCGAUACAUGUGUCCGAAUUUACGGCCAACUCAUUAGAUUCGGCGUCCAGGAAAACUUGAAAGUAGUAACGGUUAUGGUAUGACAGAAACUUGUGCUGGGGCUAUGUUCAACCAUCGGUGUCCUGAUAUGGAUAUUAUGAUGGUCCGUCAGUUUGCUUCGGUUGGGAAAUGCAUAUCGGGUAUCGAAAUGCGGCUUGCACCAGUGGAGGACAGUCCUGAACCCAACGACCCAGUUACCACCGCAACGACAGGGAUUCGCGAGAUUAAAGGGGCCGUAGUUUUCGAACGUUAUUUCAACGAUGUGGCCAGUACCAAAAAAGCUUUUGCAUCGGACGGAUGGUUUAAAACAGGGGAUAUGGCCUUUAUUGAUGCGGAUGGAAAUCUAGAGCUUGUUGGUCGAUCGAAAGAAUUGGUUAUUAUUAACGGGGUGAAAUACAUUCCCCACGAAUUGGAGACCGCCAUAUUGCAUGCGAAGAUAAAUGGAAUCUCAUCAUCCUUCGUCACCUGCUUCGCUUAUCGAUCUGCCCACGCAAGUUCCGAAGAAAUAUAUGCUGUAUACCAGCACGAAUAUGAUUCCAAGGACGUCGAAGCUCGUAUGGCAACCCUCCAGUCUAUCAUUCGCACAGUCACUCUAUUCGCUGGUACAAGGCCACGAGUCCUUCCGCUGCCGCCAGGCCGAAUGCACAAAAUGACACUUGGAAAAAUAUCUCGAGCUAAGAUACGUGAUUCGUUGAGCCAAGGCAACUACAGAGACGAGGAAGAGUUGGAUGCCAAUAUGCUGCGUUCAUAUCGAGAGGCGCACCUUUCAGAACCAUGCAACAAGACCGAGCGAAAUCUGAUGGCCGUCUUCCUUGAUGUACUCGGUCCUAGUGACCCUGACAUCGGUAUGAGCGUUAAAACUCCCAUCCUCGAUGCUGGCGUCACUUCGAUUGAUCUUCUUCGGCUAAGGGGCGCUUGUGAGAAAGCAUUCAACAUGGAAGAAGGCAAGAUUCCUAUGGUAACAAUUAUGUCACAUACCACAAUUCGCUUCCUCGCGCAAGCCAUUGACCAAAUUCAAACGUAA